UUGCAAAUGGCCUUAACAAUAGCCUUUCAGAUUUUUAAAACUUCGCCGUUACGGGGACCCAACUCAUUGUACAUAAAUCACCUAUCGAAAAGGCUGCAGUCAUCCAAAGCGGAGACAUUUUUGAGCGGAACUAAUGCUAAUUAUUUGGAGGCGCAAUACUUAGACUGGAAAAACUCUAAAGGAGCAUCAUGGGAUGGAUUUUACGAAAGCGUUAGCGGUCCUACUCUCAAGAUUGAAGAAUUUGAGGAUGAGUUUAGUCCUGGAACCAGCACUAAACCCAAAAAAAAAGAAGAUAAAGAGACUACAGAAAGAAUCAAGAUGCACCUGGCCGUGAUGAGUCUCAUACGAAGCUAUCAGGUACGCGGACAUCUCCUGGCAAAAACUGAUCCACUGAAUCUUACGAUAGCUGCUAACUGGCUUCUUAACAAACAAGUCCCGCCGUUAGAAUUGAAAGGAGUUGAAUGUGGAAUAGUCUCGCGUGAACUUGGCACUUCGCUAGCUGAGGCUCAAAUGGAUGAAGUGUUCGAACUACCUGCAAGGACUUACAUUGGUGGUAAAGAGACAGCACUACCCCUAAGAGAGAUAGUGAGUCGGUUGGAAUUAUCCUACUGCGGUUCAAUAGGCGUGGAGUACAUGCACUUGUACGAUUUGGACGCCAUCCAGUUUAUACGGGAGCGAAUGGAGCCGCCGGGCGUGUUCGACAAGACACCAGAGGAGAAGCGUACUAUUAUGCGUCGUCUCACCAAAGCCGUAUUUCUGGAAAAAUACUUCGCUACGAAGUGGCCGGCGGAGAAACGGUUUGGAUUAGAAGGUGGGGAGAGCAUGAUUGCGAUGUUAGAAGAAAUUGUCGACACGAGCACGAAGUUGGGCGUUGAGUCAAUCGUCAUGGCAAUGCAACAUCGAGGACGACUGAAUAUGCUAGUCAAUGUGUGUCGCAAGCAGCUGACCGAUAUUUUUGCUCAAUUCAAACCGAUGGAGCCUAAAGAGCCGGGUUCGGGCGACAUCAAAUACCAUCUCGGCACUUUUAUACAUCGGUUCAUACGGCGCACAAAUAAAUACAUUAAAGUGUCGAUGAGCUGCAAUCCGUCACAUUUGGAGGUAGUCUCCCCAGUAGUCAUCGGGAAGGCGAGAGCUGAGCAGCAUUGGAAGGGUGACAGUAAUGGAGACAAGGUUAUGGCAAUAGUAAUGCAUGGAGACGCGGCGUUUUCCGGCCAGGGCGUGGUGUAUGAAACCAUGCAGCUGGGCAACCUCAAGUUCUUCACCACACACGGUUCCAUACACAUUGUCUGCAACAACCAGAUUGGGUACACCACCGAUCCUAGAUUCAGUAGGAGCGUGCCUUAUUGUUCCGAUGUAGCAAAAGCAUUCGAUGCACCAGUUUUGCACGUCAAUGGAGAUGACGCUGAAGCAGUAGCGCAUGCGGCUCGUAUUGCGAUCGAGUACCGCUGCAAGUUUAAGAAGGACGUGGUGAUAGACUUCGUGUGCUAUCGACGGUUCGGACACAGCGAGGAAGACGAGCCGAUGUUCACGCAACCCUUCAUGUACAAGAAGAUCAAGAGCAUGAAGACUGUUGACAAAAUAUACGAAGAAAGACUGAAAGCAGAGGGCGUAGUGACGGAUGCUGAUAUCAAGAAAUGGGAAAAAGAAUAUACGGACACACUGAACAAGCAUUUCGAACUUGCAAAGAAGAUUACAAAACUGAGCAUAAUGGACUGGGUAGAUACACCUUGGACUGGAUUUUUCGAAGCAACUGAUCCUAAAAAGGUUAAAGAUACUGGUAUCAGUGAAUCGGCUAUUGAAACGAUAUCCAAACACUUUUGUAAGCCGCCCGAACCAUGGGCCUUUGAAUGUCAUAAAGGCAUCCACAGAAUAUUGGAAAGACGAGAAAAAAUGGUAAAGGACGGUAUUGCCGAUUGGGCGAUGGGGGAAGCGUUGGCGUAUGGAUCAUUGUUGCGUGAUCAGAUACAUGUACGGCUUACCGGUGAAGACGUCGAAAGGGGGACUAUGGCACAUAGGCAUCACGUGUAUCAUCACCAGGGAAUUGACGGAGCUACGUACCGUGUUUUAGACACGCUAUAUCCUGACCAGGCAAAAUACAGCCUCCAUAACAGCUCUUUAUGUGAAUUUGGUAUCCUUGGCUUUGAAGUUGGCUAUUCGUACUCAAGCCCCUACCUCCUCACAAUCUGGGAGGCGCAAUACGGCGAUUUCGCCGACGAAGCGCAGCCAGUGUUUGACACGUUUAUAGUGAACGGGGAAAGCAAAUGGAUAUGCCAGUCCGGCCUCGUGAUACAGUUGCCACAUGGAAUCGAUGGAGCGGGUCCAGAACAUUCGUCUGGUCGUGUCGAGCGUUACCUUCAGCAGGCUGAUGAUGAUGAGGAUAGAAUUCCUGACCUUGAUGAUAAAGAAAUGUGGGUAAAACAACUACGAAGCUCGAACUGGAUAGUUUGCAACGUGACAACUCCAGCAAACUAUUUCCAUCUGAUGCGGCGACAAAUCGCGCUGCCCUUCCGCAAGCCGAUCAUAUUAAUGACACCGAAAGUUGGACUCAAGCAUCCAUACUACACCUCUCCCUUUAAAGACUUCCUGCCUGGCACUUGCUUUCAAAGGGCAAUUAGAGAAAGCGGUCCAGCAAGUAAGAAGCCCAAGGAGGUGAAGAAACUUAUCUUCUGCUCAGGAAAGAUUGCCAUCACAAUCGACGAACUGCGCAAAGAGAAGAAAAUGGAGGACAAAAUAGCUUUGUGCAGGAUCGAACAAGUGUAUCCGUUCCCCUAUGACAUUGUCCUCAAAGAGUUUUGUCGAUACGAAAAAGCUAGGGUCGCCUUCUGCCAGGAGGAACACAAGAACCAGGGUCCUUGGCCGUUCGUUAGGCCGAGACUGGAAAAUCUUCUUGGAAAGAAAGUCGAGGUCAUAACACGCCCCCCAAGUGCUGCUUCCGCGACGGGAAUCAAAUGGAUACACGCGAAGGAGCUCAAGGAAUUAAAAGAGGCUAUUAUUUCAUAGCUAUGAGUAGUUUUGUCUUGUACCGCUUUCA
This is a messenger RNA of Pararge aegeria (speckled wood butterfly), 3031 nucleotides long. Its product is annotated as 2-oxoglutarate dehydrogenase, mitochondrial-like. Gene Ontology annotation, biological process: tricarboxylic acid cycle. The record is from RefSeq and is a predicted model, not a curated record. The coding region runs from base 7 to 3000 and encodes 997 amino acids. Lineage: Eukaryota; Metazoa; Arthropoda; Insecta; Lepidoptera; Nymphalidae. The transcript has 21 exons. Gene Ontology annotation, molecular function: oxoglutarate dehydrogenase (succinyl-transferring) activity; thiamine pyrophosphate binding. Gene Ontology annotation, cellular component: oxoglutarate dehydrogenase complex; mitochondrion.